AUGUGGACCCCCACUGUAAUCAUUGCGGAAAGGGACAUAGUGGCCAUCCUGCUAGAGGUGCACAAUCUGACAGCAAUCAUAGUCUCCGUGUACUCUCCGCCAAAGGCAGAUAUCGAAAACAGUAUCUUGCAAAUGCAACAACUGAUGCGAGAGCAAAAAAUAGACAACGUGUUGAUUGCGGGAGACUUUAACUGUCAUAGUACAACAUGGGGAUAUGCUACCACAGAGCCAAAGGGACGUACCCUGGAGGAUUUUAUUUCAAGCAACAACCUGAUCUUGCAUAACCAGCAAGAUGCGCCACCGACUUUUGAUCGCGUCCACUCAAGAGGGUGGCCGGACCUUACAGUCUCGACCCUUCAAAUGGCACAACUAGUACAAGAUUGGAUGGUCGUGGAAGGCGUAAGCCUUUCCGACCACAAUUACAUACGAUUCACCAUUGCCAGAGCCACAGAAACAACUAUCAUCAGAAGGUACAACCUACCAGGUCGCAAGGUCAGGUCAUUCGUUACAGCUAUCAAAUCACGCCUGGCACCCUUUAGCAAUCGAAUUGAGCAAGCAACCACUAGAGAGGAACUACAUGUACUCACGAGUGAACUGAUGUCAACCAUUAGGACGACUUGUGACGACAUCCUACCAGUACGAACAAUACGACGGGUCACCACAUUAAACUGGUGGAAUAGCCAAUUACGCGCGCAACAGCAAAUGUGUCGUGCCUUAAGACGACGGCUAAAAAGUGAGCGACGACUGAGCAUCACCUCUAACACACUCACUAUAUAUCAGAAGGAAAGGGCCCAAUACAAAAAAAAAUGA
Messenger RNA from Stegodyphus dumicola, 810 nucleotides. RefSeq lists its product as uncharacterized. The record is from RefSeq and is a predicted model, not a curated record. NCBI's taxonomy places the organism in Eukaryota, Metazoa, Arthropoda, Arachnida, Araneae, Eresidae.